This is a messenger RNA of Trichomycterus rosablanca, 3044 nucleotides long. It is a transcript of the gene fbxo3, whose product is annotated as F-box protein 3. Bases 1 to 1359 code for a protein of 452 amino acids. Gene Ontology annotation, molecular function: protein binding. Gene Ontology annotation, cellular component: cytoplasm. The transcript is spliced from 11 exons. NCBI's taxonomy places the organism in Eukaryota, Metazoa, Chordata, Actinopteri, Siluriformes, Trichomycteridae. The record is from RefSeq and is a predicted model, not a curated record.
AUGGCGACAGCCACGGUGCUCAGCUUGGAUUGUUUACCUUCCGACCCGCUGUUACUGAUCCUGUCGUUUCUCGAUUUGAGAGAUCUGGUCAGCUGUAGCUAUGUAAGUAGGCGUCUGAAUGAGUUGACAGGUCAUAAUCCUUUAUGGAAGAGGCAUUGCCAAAAGCACUGGCUUCUCACAGAGUCAGAUAAGGCUCAGAAAGGGCAGAGCUGGAAGGAAUUGUUCUGUGAGUUUUACGCUGAUCUGGGUCGCUACAUACAUCACUACAGCACACUGAAGAAGGCCUGGGACGAUCUUAAGGGCUACCUGGGUCAGAAAUGCCCGCGUAUGAUUGCCUCCCUCAAAGAGGGUGCAAAGGAGGAGGAACUGGAUGCCAUCGAGGCUCAGAUCGGCUGCAAGCUCCCCGACGACUACCGCUGCUCCUACAGGAUACAUAACGGCCAGAAGCUGGUGGUUCCUGGGUUGAUGGGCAGCAUGGCCUUGUCCAAUCACUAUCGCUCUGAGGACCUGCUGGACAUCGAGACAGCAGCAGGGGGCUUCCAGCAGAGGAAGGGCAUGAAGCAGUGUCUCCCCCUCACCUUCUGCUUCCACACGGGUCUAAGCCAGUACAUGGCCCUAGAAAGCAUAGAGGGACGCGUGCGCGGUGAAAUUUUCUACCACUGUCCGGACCAACUGGCACAAGAUCCGUCGGCUAUUGAUAUGUUCAUUACAGGGUCCAGCUUUACUGAAUGGUUUACCUCGUACGUCCAAAAUGUAGUUACGGGAGAAUAUCCCAUCAUUCGGGACCAGAUCUUCAGGUACGUCCAUGAUAAAAAGUGUGUGGCCACUACUGGGGACAUAACUGUCUCUGUCUCCACAUCUUUUCUACCAGAGCUCAGUUCGGUCCAUCCACCACACUUCUUCUUUACCUACAGAAUCAGGAUUGAAAUGGCCAAGUCCGCUUUGCCCGAGAGCGCAUGUCAGUUGGACACCCGUUACUGGAAGAUAACCAACGCCAACGGGAAUGUAGAAGAGGUCAGAGGUCCAGGUGUUGUGGGAGAGUUCCCGGUGAUGACCCCGGGAAAAAUUCACGAGUAUGCCAGCUGCACCACGUUCUCCACUACGUCCGAGUACAUGGAGGGCCACUACACCUUCCACAGGCUUAAAAACAAAGAGGAGGUGUUUGACGUUGCAAUCCCACGGUUCCACAUGGUGUGCCCACCCUUCCGUGAGUCCAUGGUGCGCUCGAACUCCGUGAGCGAGGUGCCUGGUUCUCUUUUCGACAACGACAACGCCUCGGACCCAGACGACUACGAGGAGGGAGAUCUUCGGGGUAUGAACAUGGCCGACCUCGGGGGGCGCUGUCCUCGCCACGUCUGAUGCGUGCACAAAUUCUGUUGAAAACUCAAAACUGGCAUGUGGCAGUGCGAGGGCAAAUGAGAAUAAUGGAUUUAGACUCCUAUUGUUUUGUAUACAAAGGCUGUGUGUCUGUCCUCUGGUGAACCUCCCGCCCACUUUCGGCCCCAUUUUCUGUGGUUGAAUUCUCGCAUCCGCAGUAAUAGUGUGAGAAGAGACGUGUGCAUUCGCUCAGAUCGUGCUUUCUGUAGGUUGUAAUAGGGCUGGCUCUUUCUUAAUACAAUGUCCUGUUUGCUAAACGUUUGGAAACUUUUGUUUAGAGGAAUAUAUUAGUGUUGGUGCAUUUGUAAUAUUAUUUGUUUAAUCAGAGCAUUUAAGAGGACAGGCACAGCUCGAGUGUUUAUGUGAUUAUAUUUUGAAUAGACAGUACAAAAGAGCACACCAAUCCAAACAAUGAGCCAAAAAAUGAUGACUAUUCACUAUUAUGAGUUUAAUACACAGUUGUGACCUAGACUCUAACUUGCUGGUGUACACCACACAUUUUGAAGCUCAAUUUUGAGCCAAAGCCUCCCCUCGUCUGUUCUUAAUCAGUCAUUGAGGCUGCAGAAUGUUUAGUCCAGUAAUAAUCAACAGCCAAUCCAGUCCAGUAAUAAUCAACAGCCAAUAAAAUCAUAAUACUGGUAUAUUGUAUACUUUCGGCCCAUGUGAGACGACUGUGUUUUCAGAACCUCAAGUAAUAGCAGGGAAACUCAGUGUAGUCUUUUGUUUUAGCUCAACAGCCAUACAUGUACAGUAGUAUGGUGGGACAUGUCCAGCUUAUCAUGUUUUGGCCAUUCUCUGCUUUCCAUGCAUGUUAAGUAUUAAUUUUUGCCCACAUUCAGUCACGCUAUAUUUUUUGGCCUAAUUUGAUGUUGCGCAUGUUUAUGAUUUCAUGCACAACAUGCCACAUAUUUAAUACCUGUAUUAUUGUAAUAUAUUACUUUUUCAUGCUCAGUGUUGAGGAAUUAUAAAGCACGUAUUGCAAGACCCCUUAUUCCUAAUUGCGAGCAAUUAAUUACACCUAAUGAGGUGCAAAUGAUUGAGUUUUGAAAAAGUAUGAAGUGUACACCAGGCUUGACCAGCCAAAUUGUGUUAUAGGUGUGUCGUAGUUCAUUGUAUUCUAUUGUAUAAUUUGAAUAAUGACAUACAAAAUAUUAGCAUUGUCAUUUACGUUUUCAGAUAAUAAUAGUUGGACUUUUUGUUCCAAUCGAGAUGUUUUGUAGGUCUAUAAACAGCCGAAUAACGACGUGUGAUAACGACUCGGUUUAGAGGUCAACCUGCCAUGCCAAAGCAGGCAGUGGUGUUCGAUAUUGCAGCGUAAAGCAGUACCACAAGCAGACGCACACAAAAAUGGUAAAACUGGACUUAGAUGCAUUACUUUGCUUUACUACUUUUCUUUCAUUUCUAUUGGUUUGCACACGGUAAGUAUCUGUGAAGCAUCUCUGGGGGAAACAGUAUAAGUAAAUACUUUGCCUAAAUGAAUUUAAAUCUAUCUUUGUUAGUAAUUACUAGCUCAUUUACUCAUUUGAUUUUGGUGGUAAAAUGAUUGCAGUGCAAUAGGUUUUUUUUAAGAAGUCUGCUAUUCUGUCAAACGUAUGUAUGAUCCGUUUUCUUUAUUUGUAAAUGUAUGUUUUUUAUGUUUGGAUAAAUAAACAGGAAUUAUAUAUGUA